Quercus lobata is the source of this 3478-nucleotide messenger RNA. RefSeq names its product importin subunit beta-1-like. The coding region runs from base 160 to 2778 and encodes 872 amino acids. The transcript has 3 exons. Gene Ontology annotation, biological process: protein import into nucleus. Gene Ontology annotation, molecular function: small GTPase binding. The record is from RefSeq and is a predicted model, not a curated record. NCBI's taxonomy places the organism in Eukaryota, Viridiplantae, Streptophyta, Magnoliopsida, Fagales, Fagaceae.
AUUGGCGUCUCUGCCUUUUGCCCAUACUCUCUGCUAGGGUUUCAGACUCGCCGCUUCUUUCUUUCUUCUUUCUUCUUAGUCUUCUUCGUUUCGAUAAUCGGAUUUUUGAUCACUCGCUCGCUCGCUCAGUCUCCGAGUCAACUCGCCAACUCGAUUCAAAUGGCAAUGGAGGUGACUCAAGUUCUUUUAAAUGCACAAGCAGUAGAUGGCACUGUGCGCAAGCAGGCAGAAGAAAAUCUCAAACAAUUUCAAGAGCAAAAUCUUCCAAGUUUCUUGUUUUCUCUUGCUGGGGAAUUGUCAAAUGAUGAUAAGCCCGUUGAGAGUCGUAAAUUAGCAGGCUUGAUUCUGAAGAAUGCCUUGGAUGCCAAAGAACAACAUAGGAAACUUGAGCUUGUGCAAAGAUGGUUGUCAUUGGACCCCUCUGUGAAGACUCAGAUCAAGGCAUGCUUGUUAAAGACCCUCUCUUCUCCUGCUCUGGAUGCUCGAUCAACUGCAUCGCAAGUCGUUGCAAAGGUUGCAGGUAUUGAGUUACCACAUAAACAGUGGCCUGAACUGAUAGGGUUGCUCUUGUCUAAUAUUCACCAGCUUCCGGCUAAUACCAGGCAGGCAACACUGGAAACUCUUGGGUACAUUUGUGAAGAAGUCUCCCCAGAUGCGGUAGAACAGGAUCACGUAAACAAGAUUCUUACUGCUGUAGUUCAGGGUAUGAACUCUUCCGAGAGUAACAAUGAUGUUAGGCUUGCCGCUACUCGAGCUUUGUACAAUGCUUUAGGUUUUGCUCAGGCAAACUUUUCCAAUGAUAUGGAACGUGAUUACAUAAUGAGAGUUGUUUGUGAAGCUACCCUUUCUCCAGAGUUGAGGAUUCGACAAGCUGCUUUUGAGUGUUUGGUUGCCAUAUCUUCAACCUACUAUGAGAAGUUGGCUCCUUACAUACAAGAUAUCUUUAACAUCACUGCAAAGGCUGUUAAGGAAGAUGAGGAGCCAGUCGCUCUUCAAGCCAUUGAGUUCUGGAGUUCAAUAUGUGACGAGGAGAUAGAUAUUUUAGAAGAAUAUGGAGGUGACUUUACUGGGGAUUCUGAUGUUCCCUGCUUUUACUUUGUUAAGCAGGCGCUCCCUGUUCUUGUCCCCAUGUUAUUAGAGACGCUACUUAAGCAGGAUGAGGAUCAAGAUCAAGAUGAAGGGGCUUGGAACAUUGCAAUGGCUGGAGGCACAUGCCUGGGUUUGGUUGCACGAACGGUUGGAGAUGAUGUUGUCCCACUUGUAAUGCCAUUUAUUGAAGAGAAUAUAACAAAACCAGAUUGGAGGCAAAGGGAGGCUGCUACUUAUGCUUUUGGUUCCAUUCUGGAAGGUCCAUCCCCAGACAAGCUCAUACCACUUGUUAACAUUGCCUUGAACUUCAUGCUCACUGCGCUUAUGAAUGAUCCAAAUAACCAUGUGAAGGACACUACUGCUUGGACUCUUGGAAGAAUGUUUGAAUUUCUGCAUGGGUCAGCUUUGGAGACCCCCAUAAUUACCCAGGCAAAUAUUCAACAGAUUAUUAAUGUUCUGCUUCAGAGCAUGAAAGAUGUACCAAAUGUUGCGGAGAAAGCCUGUGGUGCUCUCUAUUUCUUGGCCCAGGGUUAUGAGGAUGCGGGAUCUUCAUCUUCUCCACUAACUCCAUUCUUCCAGGAAAUUGUUCAAGCUCUUCUCACUGUGACUCACCGAGAAGAUGCUGGAGAGUCACGCCUCCGCACUGCAGCCUAUGAGACUUUAAACGAAGUUGUGAGGUGUUCUACUGAUGAGACAGCUUCAAUGGUGCUGCAACUAAUUCCUGUCAUUAUGAUGGAGCUCCACCAAACUCUUGAGGCACAGAAGCUUUCGUCUGAUGAGAGAGAGAAGCAGAAUGAAUUACAAGGUUUGCUCUGUGGUUGCUUGCAGGUCAUCAUACAGAAACUGGGGUCAUCCGAGCAAUCGAAAUAUGUCUUCAUGCAGUAUGCUGACCAGAUGAUGGCCCUUUUCUUAAGAGUAUUUGCUUCUCGAAGUGCCACAGCUCAUGAGGAGGCUAUGCUUGCCAUUGGAGCUCUUGCCUAUGCAACAAGUGCCGAUUUUGUAAAAUACAUGCCAGAAUUUUAUAGGUAUUUGGAAAUGGGUCUUCAAAAUUUCGAGGACUACCAGGUUUGUGCCAUAACAGUUGGUGUAGUUGGGGAUAUAUGCAGAGCGCUGGAGGAUAAGAUAUUGCCUUACUGUGAUGGAAUAAUGACCCAGCUUCUCAAGGAUUUGUCAAGCAACCAGUUGCACCGAUCUGUAAAGCCCCCAAUAUUUUCAUGCUUUGGUGACAUUGCUUUGGCAAUUGGAGAAAACUUUGAGAAGUACUUAAUAUAUGCUAUGCCCAUGCUUCAAAGUGCAGCAGAACUAUCUGCCCAUAUUUCCGGUGCUGAUGACGACAUGUUGGAGUACACCAAUUCUCUGAGAAAUGGAAUUCUAGAGGCAUACUCAGGGAUCUUUCAGGGAUUUAAGGGUUCUUCGAAGACCCAGCUAUUGAUGCCUUUUGCACCUCAUGUUCUUCAGUUCUUGGAUAGUUUGUAUAUGGAGAAGGACAUGGAUGAUGCGGUGUCUAAAACGGCAAUUGGGGUCCUUGGAGAUCUAGCUGAUACCCUGGGUAGUAAUGCAGGUCCCUUGAUUCAGCAAUCUGUGUCAAGCAAAGACUUUCUAAGUGAAUGUUUAUCAUCAGAUGACCAUUUGAUAAGGGAAUCUGCCGAAUGGGCCAAGUUGGCCAUCAGUCGAGCCAUUUCUUUUUGAGGCAACUGCUUCAUAUACUCUUCUUCUUUGCAUGCAUUUGGGUGUGUUGAGUGGGGUCUGGGAUUGCAUACAAUGAGUCAGGUCGUCACCAUUUUUGGGCGCAGAUGUUUGGUCGGUCGGCUGUCAGUGUUUCCCUCAGCAGCUCGGAGUCGGUUUUUUUUUUUUUUUUUUUCAAUUGUUCAUUUUAGUUUUGCAUUGCCAUGGAAGAAGUCGGUGAUGACCCAUACAUUUCUGCUAGCUUGGCAGAAAAAGUUGAACUAUUACUAAGUUAAAAAGGAAGUCAAUGGUAUGGGAGGAAUGAGAACUAGGAGACUCCAUUGCUCCCUUAUGCGUCUAAUGUGCUAGUGAUAGCAGUUCCAUUUGUUGGGAGUCGAUGGUGCUGAAGCAUUGGGUUGGGGGUAAUUUAGCAGCAAUGUAAAAGCCUGCAUUUUUUAAUCUUUUGGCCUUCUUUUUCCUUUCUUCCCCACACCGAAAUUUGGUGUCUGAAAGCAUGGCACUGUUACAUGUCAAUUUUCAUAGAGUUCGGUCUCUUGCCUUUUGUACUCAUGUAUACUUGCUCAUUAUGUGGGAUUGGUGACAAACAACAUAAUAUUAGGACAUUCAUAUCAUGCAUUAGUCAUAUUUUAUCAUCAUUAUAUUUACUGUACCUUUUUAUUAUUUAGUCAAUGAUCAAUAGCAUGCUUUUUAUAUGCUCUUUUUA